AUGGCUCCCAGUUCGGUUCUACCCAUGCCCAACUUUGAAGGGACAAUUUCCUACUCUUUGCCUGCACCUGUCAGUGAAUUUGUCAACCGCGAUGCACUACACAAUCAGAUCUACGCGCAGCUUCGCUCCAAUCAUCAAUCAGACGGAACUACUCGCAUAGUUGCCGUGUAUGGACUCGGUGGAGCUGGAAAGACGCAACUUGUGCUUGAUUAUGUACAACGACACCGUAAAUAUUACAGGGCCACGCUCUGGAUAGACGCAAGCACUGUAUUCUCGCUACAGCGUGACAUUAUCAGUACAUAUCAAGCUUUGUUCAACCCAGCGCUACACCCCUUAUCAGGGACAGUCAAUGUCGAGUUCGCGUUGACAGGUGUUAAGAGCUGGCUCUCCAGCAGCAAAGAGCCCUGUCUGAUGGUGUUCGAUGGCGCGGAUGAUAUUAACAACCGCGAUGCCAGCGGAUACAUUGACAUACAGCAUUUCAUACCAGAUUCAGCAUCCCUUCAUACCAUUGUCACGAGCCGAAAUAGCUCAGUGGGAGGCAUAACGCAGCUGGCUGGCAUUCACGUGCGUGAAAUGGAGGCGACGCAAGCUGCAGAGCUAUUUUACCGCUACUCUCAGCUACCACGCAAUGACUUGGAGAUUAGAAACGAGGUCAUCGCUAUUGUACAUGAGCUCGGAUAUCUAGCUUUGGCUGUUACUCUUGCUGCUUCUUACAUUGGUUCAACUCCACGGCUACGCUCCAACAUCAAGACCUAUCUACCGGACUACAGACGAAGGCGACGGGAGAUUCUCAAUCGAAACCCUGAUGGUUUGGUCCAUAAAUACCAGCACAGUGUCCUUACUACAUGGGAGACGUCCUACGAAGCUAUCGCCAAGCUAUGUCCGGAAGCGUCGGCUCUGAUGACAAGUUUAUCGUUUCUCAACUUCGACGAUAUAUUUUUGGAAUUAUUCCAUGCUGGCAAACCGAACAGAGACAUGUACACCUUGGACUAUGAUGCUCCUGAUCAUUACCGACGCAUAGUCACUCCAGAGCAUAAUCUAGAGCUACACAAGCUUGAGGACCACUUGCAGAUACUGAAGAGUUACUCGUUUGUGGAUUGGAGCCCGGAUAGUCAGAGUUACUCAAUGCAUAAGUUGGUGCAUGCUUGGGGUUACGAUAGGCUUGGGAAAGAGCAAAAGCAUCAAGACAGCUUAAUAACGUGUCACCGUCUGGUCCUAGCAGGCAGCUGCGGGAAAACGCCGGAAGCUCGGCUUCGACUGCUGCCGCAUAUCAUGGCGAACUUUGCAGCGAUUCAAAAUGCAACGAGACUGUCAAAUUCAAUUUCAACGAUUCUGCUUGACCAUUUAAAAAUGGCGGGGUUCUUUGUUGGCAGUCUGGGACGCUGGACAGAUGGCAAUUUGAUUCGUCACUUUGUAUAUCAUGAGACCAAAAGGAUCCAUGGCGAGAACUACAAGGAUACAAUCCAAGCACUGAGUGAUCUCGCAGGUACCUUGCAUGGGCUAGGACGGUAUGAAGAAGCACUUUCAAUGCUCAUGGAGAUACUAGAGAAGCGUAUGCGACUAUAUGGAAUGCAACAUCUAGCUACGCUCGGCACAAUUAACAGUAUUGCAACGGUAUGCAUAAGCCUAGGGCAACUGGACAAGGCAGAAGAUAUGUCUAAUGUUGCGGCGGGGCUGCUCUACAUGUAUCAUCAGGACAGUUCUUUCUUUCUUGAGGCGACGCACUCCCAAGCCAUAUUGCUUAUUCUUCAGGGAAAAUUGGAUAUAGCAUUCUCGGCGCUGAAAGCGUUGAUGGAGGGGAAUGAUGAACUUUUUGGCAAUGAUACACACAAAACACACGAGGCAAUACAGACAUUCGCAAUAGCGAUUGGACGAAAAGGGGACAAGGACAAAGAGAUUGAAAUUCUGGGGAGAUUGCUAGAAGCAGCCAGAAUGUUCGAAGGUGAAGAUCAUCCAUUGACAAUCACAACGAUGGCACUCUUUGCAGACCGAAUCCAGUAUCAACCAGGCCAGUUGAAAAAUGCGAUCGAAAUGACCAAAGAGGCGCUGGAGAAGUGUGAACGGCAUCGUGGGAAACACCACCCAAAAACACUCGAAAUAAUCGAUACUCUCGCAAAUAUGCUUCGGAGGGAUCAACAGCUGAGCGAGUCAGAAACAAUGUUCAAGGAGGUUUUUAGAAGAAGACGGCGGGUCUAUGGUGAUAAUCAUAAAUGCACAAUCUCGACAUUGGAAAGCUAUGCUACUACAAUAUCUGAACGGGGUCGGGCAGACGAAGCAAUUCGGAUGCUCAGAAACGUGGUACAGUGGAGGAUACGAAAUCUAGGCGAGAAUGAUCCUUCCACACAGAAAGUCCGUCGGCGUAUCUCAGAGGCUCAACCAAACUCUGCCCGAUGA
Molecule: messenger RNA, 2394 nt
Organism: Aaosphaeria arxii CBS 175.79
Lineage: Eukaryota; Fungi; Ascomycota; Dothideomycetes; Pleosporales
Exons: 2
Coding region: 1-2394 (797 amino acids)
Molecular function (GO): protein binding
Source: RefSeq, a predicted model, not a curated record